Molecule: messenger RNA, 519 nt
Organism: Trichoderma asperellum CBS 433.97
Lineage: Eukaryota; Fungi; Ascomycota; Sordariomycetes; Hypocreales; Hypocreaceae
Source: RefSeq, a predicted model, not a curated record
UCACGCUAUGUCCAGAUGCUCCUCCAUCAAGAUGAUAUACCUCUACUACAUAACAUUCUCGCCGCUGUGCUUGUCUGGCUUCUGCUGGCGGGCUUCCUUGUCUUCCCCGGAACAUUCACCAGCCUCCAAGAAUCCGUCGAGCGCAAAGGUGAUGAUGCCCACACAUUAAGUGACCAAGCCGCCAAGUUCAUCGUAAAGAGCAUCAAAAACAUCCCACUGCUGGUCAUAGCCGCGGCAAUGUGCGCCAUAUCCUCUUUCGGAAUGCUAUUUCUGGCCUUUAGACACGCCAAAAACUACGUCUGGCUUGUGAAUAAGCUGUUCCUGCCGGGUAUGACCAACUCUCUGGCCGGCUUGGUGUCGACUCUCAUUGGCGUAUACUCUCAACAACACGGAACAUGGAGCAUCACCGCCAAGAUCACCGCCAUGGUUGAAGGAGCCUCGCUUUGCGUUUGCGGAAGUCUUUUUCUUUUAUACCGACUUGCUUUCUUGAAACAAAUCAAGGCCAGCCAUGGGGAGCAU